AGUAGUACUACUGGCUGUACAACUGGUAUACGCUUAUAGUGUGUGUGUGUUAUAGUGUGUGCUGUAAUCGUAUGUCUGUAUUGUAUGGCAUAUCGUAUGCAUAGUAUUGUCGCAAAAUGUCGGACGAAGUCUUUGUUUGAAUGCAUCGAUUCAUUGGCUGUAAACACAUCCCACUGUGUCUUCACUACACACUCGUUGACAAUCACUGACCGCCACAUCAGCCGACUAUAGUGUCCACACGAAGACAGUGUCCCACCGAUUAGCACCCGUUUGGACGGCCACCGCAUCGACCGCUCAAAGCGCUCGCAAACACCGGACUCUCUCUCACUCUCUCUCUCUCUCUAAACAUAACAAACAUUUGUUAUAUUAGUUUCACAUAACAUAUACGCGAAGACAGAGGCCGUGAAGACAAACUCUGCAGCGAAAAUAGCGUCGAUAUCGUCGUCCAUCUCUUCAUCGCUGCUGUCAUCGCUAUCGUCAUCGGGAGUGCCAUUGAAUCCAUCAUUUUUGCAUUCAAUACAAUCAGCGAUUCCGCCGACAAACGCCUCCAUGGAUAAGAAGAAGCCGUUGAAACGGCCGCGAAUGGACGCCCCGAUCGGCGCCCGUUCGGGUCCCAUAGCGAACGGCCCAAUGCACGCGCGCCCACUCGUGGCCCUAUUGGACGGUCGGGACUGUUCUGUGGAGAUGCCGAUCCUGAAAGACGUGGCGACCGUUGCCUUCUGUGACGCGCAGUCCACGCAAGAGAUCCACGAGAAGGUACUGAACGAAGCGGUGGGCGCUCUCAUGUGGCACACCAUCACUCUCACCAAAGAAGAUCUCGAGAAGUUUAAAGCGUUAAGAAUUAUCGUUAGGAUCGGUUCCGGCGUCGAUAAUGUCGACAUCAAAGCCGCCGGAGAAAUGGGAGUGGCCGUUUGCAACGUUCCCGGCUAUGGCGUGGAAGAGGUGGCCGACACGACGCUAUGUCUUAUACUAAACCUCUAUCGGCGCACCUAUUGGUUGGCAAAUAUGGUCCGCGAGGGCAAGAAAUUUCAGGGCCCCGAACAGGUUCGGGAAGCGGCCGCCGGCUGUGCCCGCAUCCGAGGCGACACAUUGGGAAUCGUGGGUUUAGGUCGUGUGGGAACGGCUGUCGCCCUGCGAGCGAAGGCAUUCGGUUUUAAUGUAAUCUUUUACGACCCGUACCUUCCGGACGGUAUCGAGAAAUCGUUGGGUUUGACCCGAGUUUAUACACUCCAAGACCUACUCUUUCAAAGCGAUUGUGUUUCACUUCAUUGUACUCUUAAUGAACACAAUCAUCAUCUCAUUAAUGAAUACACUAUCAAACAGAUGCGUCCGGGUGCCUUUUUGGUGAACACAGCGCGUGGAGGACUGGUAGACGAGAAUGCCUUAGCGGCGGCGCUAAAAGAUGGUCGCAUCAGAGCUGCAGCACUCGAUGUACACGAAAACGAGCCCUUCAAUGCCUUGUCGGGCAUGGCUGACUCACCGAACGUGAUCUGCACCCCUCACGCCGCCUGGUAUUCGGACGCCUCGUCGACGGAACUGCGAGAAAUGGCCGCCUCUGAGAUCCGGCGGGCAAUUGUCGGCCGAAUACCCGACUCAUUGCGAAACUGUGUCAACAAAGAGUACUUUGUGUCCUCCAAUUACGGCGAGAGUAUUAAUGGGUCGGGCAGUGCGUACAACUAUACGGGCCCUAUAGUGCCCCACUCGACAACGCUGGAGCCGCUGCCGGCGCCCGGCUCUGUGCCCACAUCACUGUCCUCAGCGCACGCGACGCCACACUCGACAUUACAAGAGGCCGCUAAUCAUAUGACACCCAAACCCGAGAGCUCUGAAGUUCAUUGAAAUGACAGCAAAAACAACAAAAAUAUAAAACAAAUUUCAAAUCAAAUCAAAAAACAUUUUUCGACAAAAAACUCAAAUCAACUCUUCUUUUGUUUGAUUGAUUGUGCCGUUUAUUAAUGAAACAAAUUAUGGAAAAUUUUAAUUUUUUCGUUUCGUUCCCUCGCGUUCUGUCCCCUCAUAUCGCUUAUGAAAUGAUUGAUAAAAAACUAUAUAUUUCUCUCACACAUAAACACUACACAAACUGCUCUUUAGAGACAAUUGUUUCCGACA
Medioppia subpectinata is the source of this 2109-nucleotide messenger RNA. The record is from the annotation of a GenBank genome assembly. Lineage: Eukaryota; Metazoa; Arthropoda; Arachnida; Sarcoptiformes; Oppiidae.